AUGGCAGAUUGGGUCCAUUGCAAUAGCUGCUAUGUUCGACCUGGAGGAGGAAAAUUAUUUUCCCUCACGAACUGUGGUCACAUAUAUUGUGCAGAUUGCCUACAAGCAAACCCUGAUCAGUGCACAAUAUGCAGGAGGGCAUGCAAUUCAAUCGUUUUAUCAUCGCAGAUGAAACCUGAAGUUGAAAUGUACUUUACCAAUCCUAUUGAUUUAUCCAAGAAAUACUACACGCAGUUGUCUCAGGUGCUGGAAUUUCAGAAAAGCCACAGAGAACGACUAGCAGCAAAUAUCGAGAAAAAGGUUUUAGCAGCGGAGAGGCUCCAGCGACACAUGUCCAGACUACAGGAACUUGAACGGGAAGUUGCUGUUCUUCAAGAGGAGAAUGUCCACCUCAAGAGACUGCUUGCCAAUAAUUCUAGUAGACCUGGAACACCGCACAGUUAUAGGAAUUCACCAGGGACAACACCAAGAAGGGGCCAUACACCAUCUCCGACUUGCAGUCAGUACUCAUCCUCACCUUACGGAAGGACCACACCUAACAGUUCUCAAAAAGAAAACAAAGGGUCACAUCAUUGGCAGAACCAGUUAUCCCGCCCUGCCUCUGGGCCAACGAGACUGUCAGUGAGAACUCCACCUUGCAAUGGGUUCAUGGGUACUGUUCGAGGAACUCCAUCCCCAAACAAGCAGGUUUUAUCCCGUCCAGGAUCCGCUGGAGGGACACCAGGAACUGUUUUAAGGAACAAUCUUCAAGGAAGACACCUCAUAAGGACAGCGAACACUCCUGGGAGUUAUGAAGCGGCCACGCCAUCAGGUCUAGGGGCAACCGGGGUUACUUGUUCCCCCAUGGCGAUGUCAUCACCUAUCUUAACAACAAGAUCUACUACAACGAGCAAUAAUAGGAUAAGCAACAGAUCACAGUAUACAACUCCCUCUUCGUCUCAAGCUUCAUCACAAAGUAAUAUUUCGACUCAACAACCCGAGCGCUGCAGCCCUGAGAUACCAGCCAAGAUCAGCGAUAAUAAACAAACAACCUUUCCUGUAAGUGUUCAUUCUUGA
Messenger RNA from Pocillopora verrucosa, 1056 nucleotides. Lineage: Eukaryota; Metazoa; Cnidaria; Anthozoa; Scleractinia; Pocilloporidae. The record is from RefSeq and is a predicted model, not a curated record.